AUGAAAUUAUUUAAGUGUAUUUACUUAUAUAUAGUGUGUCUCCCGAAACCACACAAGUUGGAUGCGUAUUACCUGCACAAGAUAUACGGGACGUUAAUGCUGGUAUUCAUCAUGACUGUAUUCGCCGGAUACUCAGGUCGGCUAAAACGACUGAUUUGCGCAGUAUUCUUCCGAAAGAGAGAAAAGCGCCGCGUGCUGUACCUGUACAACGAGACAUUAAGGAAGCGAAUGGCGUUCUUCCGGUACAUGAAGCAAAAGGUGUCGAAAUUGGCCCGCGAAAACAAAUUAUCGGAAGAUCUCGACAUUUUUCUGAUGUUGAGAUUAAAGUUCCCGGCAGUAUUUGGCUGGCUGGUGUGGUUUGCAUGCGGUCGUCGAAAAUGUCUGAUUUGUGGCGAACCAGAAACUAUUUCCGGCAAACAGUAUGGUUGCAACACCAUUGGGUGCGUUUAUAUACACUGCGAACAGUGUUGGAAAGAUGUUGGUGUCUGUUAUGCCUGUUCAGACACAUUCACCAAAGAAGACAAUGAACACAAUUUAGAUGUGGAUACUGCAACUGCUAAGGGUUAUGUGGACACUGAUUAUUAG
Macrosiphum euphorbiae (potato aphid) is the source of this 585-nucleotide messenger RNA. The record is from the annotation of a GenBank genome assembly. Lineage: Eukaryota; Metazoa; Arthropoda; Insecta; Hemiptera; Aphididae.